AUGGUAGCCCGAACAUCGAGUUUCGCCAGUGCCUCCUCCAGGCUUCCUGCACUUACCCUAUCGCCCUUGCGUCUUAUGAUCACUUCUCAAUUCACCAAACCACAACUGCCCCCAAAAAGCCUUGAUCUCUCAGGUCAAACAGCGAUUGUAACUGGCGCCAACAAUGGCAUCGGUUUGGCUUGUGCCAAGCUACUGCUUGAGCAGGGACUCAGCCAUCUUAUCAUCGCUGUUCGCUCAGAGGCCAAAGGUCAUGAGGCAGCUGAGCAGUUGAGAGGAAUUGUCUCGGACGCCAAUAUCGAAGUUUGGAAACUUGAUAUGGGAAGUUACAUCUCCAUUGACUCGUUUGUGAAGCGUUGCGAAACGCUCCCUCGUCUUGACUAUGCCAUUCUCAAUGCUGGCAUGGGCAACGCCACCCUCCGAAUUAAUGAGUCCACUGGUCAUGAAGAAACUAUCCAGGUCAACUUCCUGUCUACUAUGUACCUCUCGGUCCUUCUUCUACCUCUGCUGAAGAAGAAAAAAGCAUCGCCAUCACAACCGGGACGACUGACUGUCGUCAACUCAGGAAGCUCUAUGCACUGCGAGUUACCUGAGGCAAAGUCGGACCCAUUGAUCCCCGCGUUCGACUCUGAAGCGACCUUUGAUGGAAUGCCACAUUACGCCAAGUCGAAACUACUUGGACAGCUCUUUAUCGAUAAGCUAGCGCGUCACGUCGACCCCCAAGACGUCAUCAUCAACUGUGUCGAUCCUGGACUUACCAAAGGCACUGGUCUCAUGGACAAGGCGCCGAUAGUCUUGAAAAUAUUCAUGACUAUCAUGGCGCGGUUUAUCGGACGCACUCAAGAACAAGCCGCUUCAACCUAUGUUGAUGCAGCUGUUGUCAAGGGAGAAGAAACGCAUGGGUCAUACGUGAUGGACUGGCGAAUUUAUCCCGCGGAUCGACCGGAAGUUCAGGAUCGACUGUGGAAGGAAAUCAUGCAUGAGUUUGAGUUUGCAAACAUGGGGGGUAUUAUCAACUCGAUGGGUAAGAGAGAUUAA
Messenger RNA from Fusarium venenatum, 1035 nucleotides. The record is from RefSeq and is a predicted model, not a curated record. Lineage: Eukaryota; Fungi; Ascomycota; Sordariomycetes; Hypocreales; Nectriaceae.